AUGGCAUCUGCAUACAAAAAAGAUGGUGGACAUUCUGGGCCUCCACCGCGAAAGAAAGUAAAGACCUCAGAAUUACCACUUGCAUCUGCGACAAGAGCCGCCAUUGAAGGAUUGGCUCAUACAUAUAAGAAAAAGGGUACUUAUGAUGAAUUGAGGACCAAGAUUUGGCAGGAGUUGGAGAAAGGUGAUUUUGAGGAUAAGUUCACGAGUUCUUUAUUGAGUGUUGCGGAGGAGCAAUUAGAGAAGGACCCUGGGCAAUUACUCAGAUUAGAGCGCAGUAAGGCUACGUUACUUAUUGAGGGAGCUGUAGAUCGUGCGGGUAUCUAUCAAUCUGCGGAGGCGACAAUCGACAAAUUAAUUCAAGCAUAUAUUCCAGAGAUCGAGGAAGGGGUUCGCACGAUUCGCAAAAGUGAUAUUGGGGAAGAAGCGGCGGAAAGGGAGUUUUUGAAAGGAGGCAAAACAGAUGAGCAGUAUGCUGAGGAGGCUGCGAGUAAGAGAGCGGCGAGGGAGAAAGUUAGGGAAGAGUUAAAAGAGAAGGAGAAGGCGAUCGCGGACGAGAAGAGAAAACAGGAAAAACUGAAGAGGAGAGAGGAGGAAAAGAGAAUUGAGGCCGAUCAGGAGAGGAAGAGGGAGGCUAGAAAGAAGGCGGAGUUGGAGGCGGAAGAAGAAAGGGAGAGAGAGCGGGAAAAGGAGGAUAAGGAGAGAAGAGAAAGGAGGGAGAGAGAUCGCGCUAGGGACAGGGACAGGGACAGGGAACGGGACAGAGAAAGAGAUCGCGACCGCGAUAGAGAUAGAGAUAGGGGUCGGGAUAGGGAUAGGGAUAGGGAUAGGGAUAGAGAUGACCGAAGAAGAAGAUAUGAUGACGACAGACGCAGGGAUUCUGCCGGUCUCCGAACGCCAGCCUCGAAGCCAGAGUUAUCCAAGGAAGAAAUUGAACGACUCGAACAAGAGGCUCUUAAUGAUCUUUUGAAGGAAGGCAAGAAGGUUGCUCAAAGGUCUAGACAUCAAUUGGAGUUGGAGAUUGAUGAGACCUUAGCACCACCCCCUCGAAAGGCAAUGCCUGCAUCGGCCAUUAAACCAAUAUCUCGGGAUACUGCGUCGAAGACAACCGAACUUAAGAAGACUGCAGUUGCUAAGCUCAAGGAAGAAUCCGGUUCGAAAACACCUCAAGGCGCUGAUGGAAAAUCAGCGGUAGAAAAGGCGAAGGAGUCCAGUCACGACAAAGGAGGUAGUCAAGGAAUUCAAACUCCUGAGGUGGUUAAGGAUGCCAAUAAGGUUAGGGAAGAAACCAAGACUACAGGGGCAAAUCAUGAUGACCGCAAAGACAAAGACGAACGCUCACGUCGUGGAAGUCGAGAUCGGGAUGAUAGAAAACGACGGGAUAGCAGAGAUCGGGAUCGCGAUCGAGAUAGAAGAGAUAGUCGAGAUCGGGAUCGAAGUGAUUAUCGAAGACGUAGGUCAAGUAGAGACCGCGAUGAUAGAAGGGAUAGAGAUCGUCUUCGAUCCAGGUCUCGUGACCGACGAAGAAGUUACAGAUCGCGAAGUCGUGACCGAUUGGGUGACCGAGACCGUGAUACGAGACGUACAGAAAGCAGUGUAACCAGAACAAGCACUUCAAACCUCGAUGCAGAAUCUUUCAAAGUUGCUGCGGCACAAGCCAGAGCAGAGGAAGCUCGAAAGUGGAACGAGGAACGAAAAAAUCAACCACUGUUACCUAAUCCAUCGGCGAGGAAGGAAGAGGCUGUUGCUUCUACACCUAGAGCGAAAGAUGAUGUCAGAAUGAGCAGUCCUGUUUCGACUAGAAAACGAGAAACUUCAAGGGAUAGGGAAAGUCACAGAAGAGAAUCUCGCGUGAGAAGUAGAUCACCCACCGCGAGACGAAGUAGUCGAAUCGAGAGGAGCACUAGUCCGAUUAAUAUCGAUCGUUAUGUACCGGGUGCAACUGGACGAAGGGAAAGUGCAGCAGAAAGGAGUUCACCGAGAAAGAGGGAGAGGAGUAGAGAUAGGGAAAAGGAGAAGAGACCUAGGGAUGAUGAAAGGGCGAGAAGGAGGAGUCGCUCACCUGAUGACAGGAGGGAUAGGGAUAGAGAUGGACAUGCUAGAAGGUAUAGGAGUCGAAGCAGGGAUCGGGACAGGAGGAGAGACCGAAGUAGAAGUAGGGAUAGAGAUAGGGAUCGGAAGAGGGAAAGGAGUAGGAGUCGAGAUAGGAAGGAGAGGGAUAGGGAUCGGGGGGAUAAGGAUAAAGAUCGCGACAGAGACAGGGAUCGAGAGAGGAAAAGGGAUAGAAGUAAAGAGAGUAGGAGAGAAUCGAGGCGGGAUUAA
This is a messenger RNA of Sclerotinia sclerotiorum 1980 UF-70, 2322 nucleotides long. RefSeq lists its product as hypothetical. Bases 1 to 2322 code for a protein of 773 amino acids. Lineage: Eukaryota; Fungi; Ascomycota; Leotiomycetes; Helotiales; Sclerotiniaceae. The transcript has 2 exons. The record is from RefSeq and is a predicted model, not a curated record.